Molecule: messenger RNA, 1512 nt
Organism: Monodelphis domestica (gray short-tailed opossum)
Lineage: Eukaryota; Metazoa; Chordata; Mammalia; Didelphimorphia; Didelphidae
Gene: TSC22D3
Product: TSC22 domain family member 3
Biological process (GO): regulation of transcription by RNA polymerase II
Source: RefSeq, a predicted model, not a curated record
CCCAGCCGCGCCUGGGAGUCUUCCCACUGCCGCUCGCUACAGGUCCAAUCCUGAGUCUGGGUGUUAAGUUGAGAAACUUGGGCUGUGUAGCUGGGGGGCCGGGCACCAGUGAGCAGCAGAGCGCCAGUCACAGCAGCAGCAGCAGCCCUGAGGAUCGCCUCCGCGGGCCACUCACUGAGUUUGGCCGCGACAAGGCUCAGCGAGGAGCCGGGGUGGCCCUUGCAGACCUCUCCCGAGAGAGCACGAUGGCCCUGUCCUCACCUGUAGGGCUAGACUGCUGCACCUGCUGCCUGGACCUGGCCAGCCGCAGCGGCCAGGAGGACGGGGGCAGCGCCGAUGGCAGCGGCGGCAGCGGCGGCGGCGGCGCCGGCGGCGGGAGCAGCGGCUCCCUGGCCAGCCCCAGCGUGAGCAACUUUCGGCAGCUGCGGGAACAGCUGCUGUUCGCGAACCUGAACGCCGACAAGCUGAACAGAAUCAUGCGGCAGGACUCCCUGGAGCCGGUGGUCCGCGACCCCUGCUACCUGCUCAACGAGGGCAUCUGUAACCGCAACAUCGACCAGACCAUGCUGUCCAUUCUGCUGUUCUUCCACAGUGCCUCCGGAGCCACCGUGGUGGCCAUAGACAACAAGAUCGAGCAGGCCAUGGACCUAGUGAAAAAUCACCUGAUGUAUGCCGUCCGGGAGGAGGUGGAGAUUCUGAAAGAACAAAUCAAGGAGUUGGUGGAGAAGAACUCCCAGCUGGAGCGUGAGAACAGCCUCCUGAAAACCCUGGCCAGUCCUGAGCAGUUGGAGAAAUUAGAGUCUCAGCUGAGCCCCGAGACCACUCCGGAUGCUUCUGCCACUGUCGCCACCGAUGGCACCGACACCGUCACCGCUGCUGCCGAUGCUGCAAGCUUGCCUGAGGAGGAUGCAGGCUCUGCCGUGUAAGUGGCUCUGUCCUGGGGGUGGGCAGAGCCACUGAACUUUUUUCUACCUAGCUCCUUAAGAAUAUGAUUUUUUUCAUCAUCCCAAAGUAUCAUCUCACACAGAGAGUUGUCCAGCUAGCAUCGGCUGGUGCUGAGAUGUUCGAAGGGCAGCCCCUCGUGGGCCCUCUGAAGAAAGAGCUCUUUUUGGAAGUUGAGUCACACUAAGAGAUGAUAACCCCAGCUCACACCCACUGGCCCCGGGACGACCAAGGCGUGCACCUUGGCUAUUCCUGAAAUCCGAUCAGGGUUGUACGCAUUGUUGUUGUGGUUUUUUUGGUUGUUGUUUUUUUUUCCGUUUGUUUUGUUUUGUUUUUUAACAAAAUCUGUUUUUAAAUGGAAACCAGCAGCAGUUAAGAGAGGGUCAGGCCUGCUUCAGCUGAAUGGCCCCUAGUGGUUUUCGUAGCGAGUUCUGCUUUUUUCUCUGUGGUAGCAGCUCUGUGGCAACAGCCGGGGCCCACUUUUUGACACCCAUUCUAAUACCUUCAAGACUGGGUCUUUACUUGUUCAAAUGUAGACGGAAAUUUCAAUAAACUUUUCUAAAUAGAAAA